Messenger RNA from Lineus longissimus, 2964 nucleotides. Its product is annotated as myelin expression factor 2-like. Gene Ontology annotation, cellular component: nucleus; cytoplasm. The record is from RefSeq and is a predicted model, not a curated record. The transcript is spliced from 12 exons. Bases 18 to 1787 code for a protein of 589 amino acids. NCBI's taxonomy places the organism in Eukaryota, Metazoa, Nemertea, Pilidiophora, Heteronemertea, Lineidae. Gene Ontology annotation, molecular function: mRNA binding.
ACACAAAGCGUAUCAAAAUGGCCGAUUUGCAAGAUUCGAUGGGUGGCGAAAAUGGGUUCGAAAACCGUAACGCUGGGAGGUCAAGAUCCAGGUCUCGUUCUAGGUCAAGAGACCGUGACAACCGCCGAGACAGGCGGGGGCGGGAUCGUGAAGACCGAAAACCUCGAACAGAUAACCUUAAGAGCAAGAGAGUCUACAUCUGUAACCUCCCAUAUGAAGCAAAAUGGCAGGAUAUCAAGGACUUGAUGAAAAAAGAAGUCGGCGAUGCAUAUGUUGAACUGUAUGAGGACAGCAAUGGAAAGGCUUCUGGAUGUGGAUGUGUUGAGUUCAGAACAAUUGAGCUGGCUAAAGAAUGUAUUGAAAAGAUGUAUCGAUAUGAGUAUAAGGGACGAGGUCUUGUUGUACGAGAGGAGAAAGAUAAAGACCGAGAACGCCAUGGUAAAGACAGUGACCGAGGGAUGAGUAUGGGCGGCGGAGGCUACGGUGGUGGUGGAGGCGGAGGCGGAUAUGGCUCUGGAGGAUAUGGCGGCCGCGACUCGGGCUUUGGUGGUGGUGGUGGUAUUGGCAGUAUGAGCUCUAUGCAGUCAAGUGGUCCACCAAGUCUGAGCUCCUAUGCCGGCCAUGAUCAUUAUGGCAUUCCUGUGGAAAUUCUGAUGGAGUUGGAUAUUGUACCACCGCUUGUCAGCCAAGUUUUUGUUUCAAAUCUUCCAUACAAGAUCUCGUCUGAAAGGUUAAAGGAGGUAUUCUCAGUAGCUGGCAAUGUGUUGCGUGCAGACAUCCUCACAGACGAAGAUGGCAAGAGCAAGGGCAAGGGAAUUGUGGAGUUUGAGAGUCCAAGAGAAGCUGUUGAAGCUAUUGCACUGUUAAAGGACCAAUUGCUUGUUGAUCGCCAGAUGUGUGUACACAUGGACAAGAAGGCAAAAUGUGGAGAGGAGAAACGUCUGCCUGCUGGUCUAAAGACUGUGGGAAAGAGUAUCUCACUGAGAGGAGCAAGAUAUGGUGGUUCUUGUAUGUCAGACUUUGGUUCCAGCUCUGGUAUGGGUGGUAGCUCAGGAAUGGGGAGCUCGGGCAUGGGAAGCUCUAUGAUGGGUUCCAGUAUGAUGUCUGACAACAUGAACAUGAUGGGUAAGCAGUCACUGGGUAACUAUGGUAGCAGCAAUAGUAUGCUUGGCAGCGGAAUGAGCAGUAUGGGCAACAUGGGUGGUAUGUCAAGUAUGUCGGGCAUGAACUCAAUGGGCAGUGGCACAUCAAGCGGUUUCGGCAGCGGCAUGAGUAACCUCAGCCAGUUCUCAUCCUCGAUGGGAAAUUUCGGAAUGGGUUCUGGAAACAGUAUGCUUGGCAAUACAGAUUCAGGUUUUGGCAGCUCCGGCAUGAGUGGAAUGAGUAACUAUGGGAUGAGUGACAUGAGUCGAAACAUGGGCAUGAGUGGUAUGGGCAUGUCGAGUAGUAUGAUGAACAGCAGCAUGGACUCUGGUAUGUCAGGGCGGUCGAGUGGCCGCGGUGAAGCCAGACGGAACGGAGGAGGUGGUGGUGGUGGCGACUCUGAUGACUACACGCUGAUUGUGAGGAAUCUGGAUUAUAAAGUCAGCUGGCAGGACCUGAAGGAUCACUUCAGAUCAGUUGGUGAAGUGAAGUAUGCCAAGAUCAAGAUGGAAGAUGGAAAAUCAUCAGGUCAAGGCAUUGUACGAUUCCGGACACUCUCAGAAGCAGAAAAGGCCAUCAACCAAUUUAAUGGGUCAAAAUUCAACGGACGUACACUGCGGCUAAAGCUGGACGAUGGCAAGUAGACAGUUUGGUCCAGUCUGAAUCGGAUUUUCUCGGUUUUCGGCUUCUUAGGACUUGAUAUUUGUGCAGUUGUUUUUCCUUGAAUUGACAGUUUGAGACGAGUCCGGAUUGAGUCGUUCACAUUGUCUUGUUUCCUGCUGGGGAGAACAUCUGUGGAGAACUUAACUUAGAACUACUGUCAUCGUCAGAUCCUUUAGUAUACCAGUCAUGUCUGGGUUCUAGAUUAGCUGGAUUCUGAAUUCAUUAUAUUCAUCCGGCUGCUACCAUCAUCAGUACUUAUCUGCAAAUCAGUGCAGUGGUCAGAAGUAUCGUUUGUUCAUUUCUAGAAGACAUAUUUCAGGGUCAGAGUUUCUCGUCUCAUCUUAUAUUUCCACCUGAUCACUAACCUUUAAAAAGUUGAUACAUUUAGAUUUGAAAUGGUCAGUUUUUCGAGUUCCUUACUGGCCCUCCACUCUGAAACUUUUGACGAAGAAACUUCUUUUCUGUUGGGACUUCAAAUUUCGAUAUGUUCUAACAGUUUAAAUUCCAAGGCUUUUUCAGGAAAGAUUGGUGUAAAACAAGAUUUGGUCAGGUCAAACACAAUAUUUCAGUUGUUUCAUACUGGUCUGAGGAAACAUAUCUUUCUGAGAUCGAGUGCGAGUAUUGCACUAUUAAACUCUUGACGUCUGACCUUUCUCAUCAUUGACAUUAAUCAUGAUAUUGUAGAUGUUUCAGAACGCUUGUAAUCAUGUCAGUCACUUUCUAUUGACUUGCUGUCGCGUGGUGUCUUUGUGCGUAUCUUGUGAAUCAGAAUAAGUCAUUUUUAGACCCCACAUUUAAUUCUCUUGUUACUGUGUUUAAUUCGUCGUAAUCAUUAUUCAGCUCAUUUAUAAAUCCUGUUAGACAGUAAAAAUCUGCUAAAAUUGAACUGUUGUUUUGAGACGCGUUGUCAAUUGUUUUGAAUCCAGUUAGCCUUUGUUUAUUUGAUUGGUCCUUGGUACUCGAUCAUGUGAUGCCCUCUAGAAACUUUCAGAAUAAAGUGGAUUUUAUGUAGAUGUGACUGAAUUUGAAUCUUGUCUUGAAAAUUGUUUGGCAGGUCAAUUUGUUUCUGCACAUGAUGAUGUUGCCAUGGCCUCUUUAGUAAUGUACUCAUCAAUUUGUGAGAAUAAAGUGGAUUUCAUGUUUUAUAUUGUCACGAAA